Carcharodon carcharias (great white shark) is the source of this 383-nucleotide messenger RNA. RefSeq names its product protein ripply1-like. Gene Ontology annotation, biological process: embryonic pattern specification; negative regulation of transcription by RNA polymerase II. Lineage: Eukaryota; Metazoa; Chordata; Chondrichthyes; Lamniformes; Lamnidae. Gene Ontology annotation, cellular component: nucleus. The transcript has 3 exons. The record is from RefSeq and is a predicted model, not a curated record. The coding region runs from base 25 to 363 and encodes 112 amino acids.
UCACCUCUCUGGAGGCCCUGGAUAAUGACAGCCAGAGACAUGGACAGGCAGAGAUGGAGAAGGCAAAACUCACAACUUCACAUGGAACCAACCAAUCAUGAGAGUGCAAGACAGACCAUACCUUCUUUAUUCACUCACCCAGUCAGAUUGAUGUGGCCCAGGAGGAAAUGCUUUGACUAUCUGUACAGUGAAGCGCAGGAACUUUUAUCAGCGUUCCCUGUACAAGCCUCAAUCAGCUUUUAUAUGGAAUCAGACAGUGAGGAUGAAGAUGAGGAAUUUGAUGAGGAAGAUGAAUUAGAAGAAGAAGCAGCCAAGGAGGAGACCGUGUUAGAGAAAAUAACAGCAGAAAGUCAACAGUUGUAACUGAUGAUGGACUAAGACAA